Messenger RNA from Corticium candelabrum, 987 nucleotides. RefSeq lists its product as uncharacterized. Lineage: Eukaryota; Metazoa; Porifera; Homoscleromorpha; Homosclerophorida; Plakinidae. The record is from RefSeq and is a predicted model, not a curated record. The transcript has a single exon. Bases 193 to 780 code for a protein of 195 amino acids.
CUGUCUGUCUGUCUGUCUGUCUCUUUGUCUGUUUGUCUGUCUGUAUGUCUGUGCGUCUUGUGGUGUCAAAAAGCUAAAGAAUUGCAAACAGCUGCUGAUACACAUGACACACAGAGGUUUUAUGAAGGAUUGAAAGCUGUCUAUGGACCGCAAGCCCGGGACAUAACACCCAUUCAAACAGAAGAUGGCACUAUGCUAAUAACAGACUGCGACGGAACUCUUCAGAGAUGGGCUGAGGACUUUAAUGCAGGUCUGACUCGUUCAUGUGCUUUGUCAGAGGAUGUACUAGAUGACAUCCCGCGUAUAGCCUUUGGUAACAAGUUUGCUGAUACUCCCACUAUCUUGGAAACGACAACAGCAGUCAACCAAAUGUCUAGUGGCAAAGCCCCUCGAGAUGAUUGUUUACCAGCAGAGAUAUUCAAGUAUGGUGGUAGUCAUCUAAUUGGUAGAUUACACCAGCUAUUUCAGAAGGUUUGGGAGAAAGAAAAGGUACCGCAGGAUUUUAGAAAUGCUACCAUUGUCCGUUUGUAUAAGAAACGAGGUGAUCGGAGCAUAUGUGACAACCAUAGAGGAAUCUCUCUACUAUGUAUAGCAGGCAAAAUUUUGUCUUGCAUUUUAGUCAACAGACUGUCACUGUAUGUAUCAGGACUUAUGAUUCCUGAAAGUCAAUGUGGCUUUCGCAGACAUAGAAGUACAACUGACAUGAUUUUCACUGCUCGUCAAAUGAGGAGAAAUGCCGGGAGCAAAAGAGAGAUCUAUAGCUAUACAUGGUAUUUGUAGACUUAACCAAAGCUUUUGACACGGUCAGUAGACUGGGUGUUUUGAAGAUUCUGCACAAAAUUAGUUGUCCUCCUAAAGUCUUAAACAUCAUUAAGUCAUUUCAUGAUGACAUGGUUGCUUGUGUGAUUGAUAACGGCGAACUGUCUCAACCCUUUGUAGUAUCAAACGGGACUAAGUAGGGAUGUGUUUUGGCCCCACUCUUGUGUA